Messenger RNA from Soboliphyme baturini, 446 nucleotides. Lineage: Eukaryota; Metazoa; Nematoda; Enoplea; Dioctophymatida; Soboliphymatidae. The record is from the annotation of a GenBank genome assembly.
UUGUCUACCUUAUUCAGCGUGAAGGACGGCGUGUUCCGGCAAUACGUAGGUCCUCGUGACAAGCAGGAUUUCAUCCACUUCAUCCAGGACAAAAAAUGGACGGUCGUUGAGCCCGUUUCAGCCUGGAAGUAUCCGGAUUCUGUUCAAAUGAGCGUCGUCGCAUGGUUUUUUCGACUCAGCAUGGCCGUCCGCGACUUCCACAAUCUCUUGACCGAAAAACACGGUGUCCCUUCCUGGGCAUCCUACGCGAUGUUUGGAAUGGUGACUUUGAUCCUCGGGUGCAUUCUCGGCUUCGUAAACAAAUUAAAAACUGAGGAUGAUAAUGAGGAAGAAAUGGAUUGUGAAGGCGAGGCAAAGGACGAGGACAGCGAGAGUAAUAGAAAAAUAAAAGUGACGAGGAAUACAAAUAUGACGAUUACCACGGGACCGAAAGAUAUGCUGUAGAA